UGGAACAAUGCUGAAGACUCACGGAACAAGAUUUGUUGGGAAAGUCGCUGUCUUGACAGCUUCAACGGAAGGAAUCGGCCUCGCGAUUGCCCGAAGAUUGGGUCAAGAGAAAGCGAAGGUCGUCGUGAGCUCGAGAAAGCAAGAAAAUGUGGAGAAAGCUGUGGAAACUCUUCGGAAAGAGGACAUCGAGGCUAUCGGAGUGAAGUGUCACGUGUCAAACGCUGAAGAACGAGCAAAUCUCUUAAGUGAGGCUGUGAAGAAGUUCGGAGGAGUUGAUAUUCUUGUGUCAAUGGCUGGUGUUAAUCCUUACAUUGGAAGCAUUGUUGAUUGUCCUGAAAGCGCCUGGGAUAAAGCGUUUAAUAUCAAUAUGAAAAGCUCAUUUCUUAUGACCAAAGAAGUCAUUCCUCUGAUGAGAAAACAAGGAGGAGGAAGUAUUUUGUACAUUUCGUCCAUUGCAGCUUUCAUGGAAACCGGCACAAUUGGUCUUUACGGCACUUCAAAGCUCGGACUUUCACGUCUCGCUAAGGAAUUUGCGUACAAUUUGGCUCUGGACAAAAUCAGGGUGAAUUGCGUGGCUUCUGGACCGAUAAAUACCAACUUCAUGUCAAAGAUCUCCCUUACGGAUGAGUUUAAGGAUGUCUUCAACUACAAAAUGCCUAUGAAGAGAAUGGGAACUGUGGAGGAAGUCGCGGGUCCUGCGGCUUUCUUUCUGUCCGACGACGCCAGUUACAUCACAGGAGAAACGCUGAUUGUGGCAGGAGAAAUGCCAAGUCGGGCGUAA
This is a messenger RNA of Phlebotomus argentipes, 781 nucleotides long. RefSeq names its product dehydrogenase/reductase SDR family member 4-like. Bases 8 to 781 code for a protein of 257 amino acids. Gene Ontology annotation, molecular function: carbonyl reductase (NADPH) activity. NCBI's taxonomy places the organism in Eukaryota, Metazoa, Arthropoda, Insecta, Diptera, Psychodidae. The transcript is spliced from 4 exons. The record is from RefSeq and is a predicted model, not a curated record.